This is a messenger RNA of Darwinula stevensoni, 5209 nucleotides long. NCBI's taxonomy places the organism in Eukaryota, Metazoa, Arthropoda, Ostracoda, Podocopida, Darwinulidae. The record is from the annotation of a GenBank genome assembly.
CCAUCGCGUCUGCUCCUUCGCUCUCUGUGCCUUCAGUCUAGUCUCUUUCAAUUUCAUCAUUCUAGCGGGUGGUUUUAGUCUCUUGUGCCUCCCCUUGCGACGAGAGUGGAUCCGUGUCUACCUGUGCGCUUCGUGCGUGAAUCUUCCGGCAUUUUUCCAUGCCAGCGCCCUAGCGGUGAAUGGAUAGAAUGCCUCAAAGAUGGACGGCCGGCUUGUGGUUACUGAUCGUACCCCUCACCUGCUUAUCCCUUUCAAACGAUGAUGGCCGAAUCCAUUAUGGCUACGAGAAGCAAAGAUACGACGGCUGGUACAAUAACCUCGCUCAUCCGACAUGGGGAGCUGUCGAAAGCAGGUUGACAAGGAAGACGCCGCCAUCGUACGGCGAUGGAGUUUACAUGAUGGCAGGAGAGGGCCGACCCAGUCCCAGGAUGCUGAGCCAGAUCUUCAUGAAAGGCGAAGACGGCAUGGGUUCGGGCCUCAACCGAACUGCCCUUCUCGUAUUCUUCGGUCAAUUGGUGUCGUCGGAGAUUCUGAUGGCGAGCGAGCCGGGAUGCCCGAUCGAGCUGCAGAGGAUCCCGAUCGAGAAGUGCGACGAGAUGUACGACAAGGACUGCCAGGGGGAUCAGUGGAUGCCGUUCCACCGGGCCUGGUACGACGACAGGACCGGCCAGAGCCCCAAUUGCCCGCGAGAACAGAUGAACGCAAUGACGAGUUGGAUCGACGGGAGCUUCGUGUACAGCACAAGCGAGGCCUGGGCGAACGCGAUGCGGUCGUUCGUGAACGGCACACUCAUGACAUCCAACGAGACGCACCUCCUCCCGCCGAAGAACGAAAAGCGCGUCCCGCUCUUCAACCCCCCCUCGCCCCACAUGCUGAAGCAGAUGCAUCCCGAGCGGCUCUUCCUCUUGGGCGAUGCAAGAACAAACCAGAAUGCGGCGAUCUUGACUAUGGGAAUUCUGUUCUUCCGCUGGCACAAUGUCCUUGCCCAUCGAAUCCAGCAGCAGAAUCCGACGUGGACGGAUGAGGAGAUCUUCCAGCGUGCUCGUCGUCUCGUCAUCGCUUCCCUUCAGAGCAUAAUUGCGAACGAGUUUCUGCCGGCGUUUCUGGGCGAUAACCUAAGGCCGUACGAGGGUUACAAGCCCGACAUUCACCCCGGCGUGACCCACGCCUUCCAGGCGGCUGCCUUCCGCUUCGGUCACUCCAUGGUGCCACCAGGACUCUACCGCAGGGAUGGGGAGUGUAACUUUCAAGGGACCUACACGGGUGAUCCCGCCUAUCGUCUCUGCUCCACUUGGUGGGACGCGAGCCACCUCCUGGAGGAUCCGUCGCUGGUGGAGGAGUUCAUCAUGGGGAUGGCAUCCCAGGUAGCGGAGAAGGAAGACUCCGUUCUCUGCUCCGACGUCCGCGACAAGCUGUUUGGACCCCUCGAAUACUCGCGCAGGGAUCUUGGAGCACUUAAUAUCAUGAGAGGAAGGGACAACGGGCUCUCUGACUACAACACAGUCAGGCAGGGUUUCGGUCUCCCACAGAUCAAGACUUUCGAGGAGAUCAAUCCUGCCAUGGCGGCCAAGCAUCCUGACAUAUUCGAGAAAAUGCGAGACCUGUAUGGAAGCGUGAAUAACAUCGACCUUUACGUGGGAGGGAUGCUGGAGAGCCAAAACGGGCCAGGGCCGCUGUUCAGGAAGAUCAUCAAGGAGCAAUUCGAGCGGAUCCGUGAUGCCGAUCGUUUCUGGUUCGAGAAUGAAGACAAUGGGAUAUUCAGCCAAGAGGAGAUAGAUAAAAUCCGUCAGCUGAGGCUCUACGACGUGAUCUUGAACAGCACGAGCAUCCGUCCGGGUGAAAUCCAGGAGAAAGUCUUCUUUUGGGUGAACGGCGAUCCGUGCCCACAGCCGGCUCAGCUGAAUGCCUCCAUGAUGGCGCCCUGCAACUUCCUGGCCGGCUUCGACUACUUCCACGGCUCGGAGGUGACUUACAUCUACUCGUGCAUCCUGCUGGCAGCCAUCCCGCUGGUUUGCGCGGGGGCGGGCUACGCCGUUGUCAAGCUGCAGAACUCCCGCCGGCGCCGGUUCAAGAUAAAACAGGAAGAGAGCAACCACGGGAAGGCCGUCGACAAGAUGGUGGUGAAGGAGUGGCUGCACCAGAACCAUAAGCGGCAGGUGAAGGUUAAAUUUGGACCCGAAGAAGCGUUCUACACCGUCACGCGGAAGGGAGACAAACUUCGGACAGUCAACUUCAAGGAUGUCGACAGCCUUCAGGUGGAAGUGACGGAAGAUGUGAAGAAGAAACCCAUGAUCCUAGUCAAGGUGCCCAAGGACUACGACCUCGUCUUGGAGUUUGACUCUGUCCAUUCCCGCAAGAAGUUCCUUGCGAAGUUGGAAGGGUUCCUCAGGAGCUACAAGAAGACUCUGCAGACGAAGCCGACGAUCCGAGAGUUGAUGCUGGCCAGCGCCGAGACGAACGAGCGGCGCCGGAAGCGUCUAGAGCAUUUCUUCCGUGAGGCGUACGCCCUCACGUUCGGCCUGAAGCCCGGGGAGAAGCGGAGCCUGGAGAACGUGCCAUGCGACGUCAUCAUGGUCAUGCGGACGUCGCUGUCGAAGGAGGAGUUUGCGGGCGCCCUCGGCAUGAAACCCAACUCCGUCUUCGUCCAGAAGAUGUUCAACAUCGUCGACAAGGACGGGGACGGGCGCAUCUCCUUCCAGGAGUUCCUCGACACCGUCGUGCUCUUCUCGCGGGGCAAGACGGAGGACAAGCUCCACAUCAUCUUCGACAUGUGCGACAACGACAGGAACGGCGUGAUCGACAAGCAGGAACUCUUCGAGAUGCUCUACUCUCUGGUGGAGAUCGCCAAGACGACGUCGCUGCAGGACGAGGAGGUGACGAAACUCAUCAACGGCAUGUUCCACGCUGCCGGCGUCGACCAUAAGGACUAUCUCACGUAUGAGGACUUCAAGCGUCUCAUGAAGGAAUACAAGGGAGACUUUGUGGCGAUCGGUUUGGACUGCAAGGGCGCCAAGCAGAACUUCCUCGAUACCUCCACCAACGUCGCUAGGUUAGCAGUUUUCCCCACUUUUUUUUUUUCUUUUUCGUGUGGCUGUGUAUCUAGCUUCAAUAUCGAUCUUUCCCCUCAAUUCCCUGGAAACCUUUCUCGUCUUCCCCCCAGGAUGACGAGCUUCCGGCUGGACGCCGUGAUGGACGGGCACAAGCACUGGGCCGUGAAGAAGUGGGACGCCCUCACCACGUUCCUGGAGGAGAAUCGGCAGAACAUCUUUUAUCUCUUCGUCUUCUACGUCAUCACCAUCGCGCUGUUCAUCGAGCGCUUUAUCCAUUAUUCGUUCAUGUCGGAGCACACGGACCUGCGGCACAUCAUGGGGGUGGGGAUCGCGAUCACUCGUGGGUCCGCGGCUUCCCUCUCCUUCUGCUACUCUCUCCUCCUCCUGACCAUGUGCCGGAACGUAUUGACGAAACUGAAGGAGUUCUCCAUCCACCAGUUCAUCCCUUUGGAUUCUCACAUCCAGUUCCACAAGAUCGUCGCCUGCACCGCCCUCUUCUUCACCAUGCUGCACACCGUGGGUCACGUAGUGAACUUUUAUCACGUGUCAACACAGCCCGUGGAGCACUUGCGUUGCCUCACGAAGGAGAUGAACUUUUCAUCUGAUUUCCACCCCACCAUUGGAUUCUGGCUUUUCCAAACCAUAACAGGUAUCACUGGAGUGAUCCUGUUCGUCAUUGUGUGCAUCAUCUUCAUCUUUGCCCACCCGGUGAUUCGGAAGAGGGCAUACAAGUUCUUUUGGCUUACCCACAGCCUUUAUGUCCUGCUCUACAUCCUCAGCAUUGUUCAUGGCCUGGCCAGGCUCACUGGAGCCCCCCGUUUCUGGAUGUUUUUCAUUGGACCUGGAAUCAUCUUCACCCUUGAUAAAGUGAUCAGCCUAAGGACUCGUUACAUGGAGAUGGACAUACUGGAGCCAAAACUCCUCCCAUCUGAUGUUCUCAAGAUCAAGUUCUAUCGUCCACCAAACUUCACAUACCUUUCGGGUCAGUUUUACAUCAUUCUUAUUCGGCUUGAGGGGCCAUUUGGGGGAGGGAAUCAAGACUGGUACAAGUUUGAGGUGGCUGUGAUGGUUGGAGGAGGGAUUGGAGUGACCCCAUAUGCCUCCAUUUUAAAUGACCUUGUCUUUGGCACCUCCACCAAUCGCUAUUCAGGAGUUGCCUGCAAAAAGGUUUACUUUUUGUGGAUAUGUCCAAGCCACAGGCAUUUUGAGUGGUUCAUUGAUGUCCUGCGAGAUGUGGAAAGGAAGGAUGUGACCAAUGUCCUCGAGAUCCACAUCUUCAUCACACAGUUCUUCCACAAAUUCGACCUCAGAACUACCAUGCUUUACAUCUGUGAGAACCACUUCCAGCGACUGAGUCGCAGGAGCAUGUUCACAGGCCUGAAGGCCGUGAAUCACUUUGGCCGUCCAGACAUGGCUGCCUUCCUCAAAUUUGUCCAGAAGAAACAUGCCUAUGUGAGUAAAAUUGGUGUGUUCAGUUGUGGCCCACGUCCACUGACAAAGAGCAUUAUGGCCGCUUGCGAGGAGGUGAACAAGGGGCGUAAGCUCCCGUACUUCAUCCAUCACUUCGAGAAUUUCGGUUAAAUCUUUUAAUCUUCAAUAUAAAUAUAAAAACCAUAAAUGAGAAGUAAUGGCUCCUCGAUAUGUGCACACUGUGAGAAUUGUGAUAAAAGUGAGGGCGAGGGUGUCCUAGUGCAAUAAACUCGGUAGAGAGGGAGAUUCUGGCCCUUUUUUUUCUUCAAUUGUGUCUUUCGUCACCUGAGAAAUGCUCAAUGGAAGUUUGAAUAAAGAGGCAGCAGAGCGAGAUGGGAAAGAGAACAAUCCACGUCUGGAAAACACACAAAAAGUUAUUAUGUCUUUCAACAAUGUUCCCAUUUUGAAUGAAGAAACUCAAAAUUCAAGUUACCUGCUGCACAGCAUAAUGAUCCAAGUCUUUCAGCACUGGUUCUCUCCCAUGUUUUUAAUGAAUUUUUUUUGCAUGUAUACAUUGCCAGAAUCCCAUAUUGGGGCCACCCAUUAUAUGUGCUUUCUGUGCCUUCUGUUGUGAACAUGAGACUUUGUAUAGUUUUUAUUUAUUGCCUAAGUUCAUUCCCAUUUUGUCCUUACACAAAAGGAAUGUUCAUCAUUCUGCCAUUCCCAUUUUCGCCAGCUUUCUUCAUCCA